AUGAAAUCGAACGAAUCCAACAACUCCAUUGAAAUAUUAGAUCUUAGAUUUCAUUUCUAUCUAUCUAUCUAUCUAUCUAUAUCUAUCUAUCUAUCUAUCAUAAACAGUCGAAUAUAUGAUUAUUUCUUUAGCCAUUUAAAAAAAAACCAAUACGAUGUUUGGACAUUGAGAUCGGGAUUUGUGAAGGGCGUCGGGUCGAGAUUAUCUGAGCAUCCGUCAUCGAUCUAUCUAUCUAUCUAUCUAUCUAUCUAUCUAUCUAUCUAUCUAUCUAUCUAUCUAUGUCAGUCUAUUCAUGUCUAUCUAUCUAUCUAUCUAUCUAUCUAUGUCAGUCUAUUCAUAUCUAUCUAUCUAUCUAUCUAUCUAUCUAUCUAUCUAUCUAUGUUUAUAUCUAUUUAUGUCAGUCUAUUCAUAUCUAUCUAUCUAUCUAUCUAUCUCUAUCUAUCUAUCUAUCUAUCUAUCUAUGUCAGUCUAUUCAUAUCUAUCUAUCUAUCUAUCUAUCUAUCUAUCUAUCAAUUUAUGUCAGUCUAUUCAUAUCUAUCUAUCUAUCUAUCUAUCUAUCUAUCUCUAUCUAUGUCAGUCUAUUCAUAUCUAUCUAUCUAUCUAUCUAUCUAUGUUUAUAUCUAUUUAUGUCAGUCUAUUCAUAUCUAUCUAUCUAUCUAUCUAUCUAUCUAUGUCAGUCUAUUCAUAUCUAUCUAUCUAUCUAUCUAUCUAUCAAUUUAUGUCAGUCUAUUCAUAUCUAUCUAUCUAUCUAUCUAUCUAUGUCAGUCUAUUCAUAUCUAUCUAUCUAUCUAUCUAUCUAUCUAUCUAUCUAUGUCAGUCUAUUCAUAUCUAUCUAUCUAUCUAUCUAUCUAUCUAUCUAUCUAUCUAUCUAUCUAUCUAUCUAUCUAUGUUUAUAUCUAUUUAUGUCAGUCUAUUCAUAUCUAUCCAUCCAUCUAUCUAUCGAUUAAUCUAUCUUAUAAACAAUCGCAUAUGAACACUAUCGAUAACAAAAAUAUACACACAUAUCUAUCUAUCUAUCUAUCUAUCUAUCUAUCUAUCUAUCUAUCUAUCUAUCUCAGUCUGUUCAUAUCUAUCUAUCUAUCUAUCUAUCUAUCUAUUAUGCGUGUAGCUAUUUGUUUGCUUGAAGGUGCCAAAUUAUUUAUCCGAAUAAUGACCGAAUAUUUUUCUCUCUUUGCGUCAGUUUCAGGUGAGAAUUGGGGUUGGGGUGGAGUGCUUUUUAGCUAUCUAGCUAUCUAUCUAAAUAUGUUCUUUAUCUAUCUAUCUAUCUAUCUAUCUAUCUAUCUAUCUAUCUAUCUAUCUAUCUACGCCUGUUCAUAUCUAUCUCAUUCUGUCCAUAUCUAUCUAUCUAUCCCAGUCUGUUCAUAUCUAUCUAUCUAUCUAUCUAUCUAUCUAUCUAUCUAUCUAUCUAUCUAUCUAUCUAUCUAUGCCUGUUCAUACCUAUCUCAUUCUGUUCAUAUCUAUCUAUCUAUCUAUCUAUCCCAGUCUGUUCAUAUCUAUCUAUCUAUCUAUCUAUCUAUCUAUCUAUCUAUCUAUCUAUCUAUCUUUUUGUCUGUCAGUAUUGGAAUUAAUCUGUCCCUAACUCCCUCUUUUCACACUCUUUCACUACGUAUCCAUUUCUCUCUCCCCCCUCUCUCUCUCUCUCUCUCUCUCUAUCUAUCUAUCUAUCUAUCUAUCUAUCUAUCUAUCUAUCAUUUGGGAUUAAUCUGUUCCUAA
Molecule: messenger RNA, 1713 nt
Organism: Acanthosepion pharaonis
Lineage: Eukaryota; Metazoa; Mollusca; Cephalopoda; Sepiida; Sepiidae
Source: the annotation of a GenBank genome assembly